AUGGCCACAGAGCAGGCAAGUGGGCAGCAGGGCCCAGACCAGGCCUCAGGCCCCCAGGAUCCUCCUGCAGAUGUUGUGACCCCUGGGAGUGGUGCCGAGAGGCCCCCCUUGACCAAGAAGAAAAGCAAGAAGGGGAAGGGGCCCCGAGGAUCCCAGAAGAGCACUGGCAGCUCUGGGGAUCAGACCUCUGUCCAGGGCCCAGAAACCCUAGGGAGCAGCAAGAAUCCUUCUAAAACUGGAGAGGGGCAGGGGGGUGCCCCGGGAGCAACUGCUGGACCCACACCCCGCCGUCAGUCUCACCGGCACCGUCCUGACCCCCAGCACGAAGCUGCUCAGCGAACAUAUGGGCCCCUGCUCAACCGGAUCUUCGGGAAGGAUCGUGAGCUGGGCCCCGAGGAGCUGGAUGAGCUUCAUGCUGCUUUCGAGGAGUUCGACACCGACCAUGAUGGCUACAUUGGCUACCGGGAGCUGGGCGACUGCAUGCGGACCCUCGGCUACAUGCCCACCGAGAUGGAGCUCCUUGAAGUCUCGCAGCACGUCAAGAUGCGCAUGGGUGGCCGCGUGGACUUCGAGGAGUUUGUGGAACUGAUAGGCCCAAAACUGAGGGAGGAGACGGCUCAUAUGUUGGGAGUCCGAGAGCUGCGCAUCGCCUUCCAAGAGUUUGACAGGGACAAGGAUGGACGAAUCACCGUGGCGGAGAUGCGGCAGGCAGCCCCAGCUCUGCUGGGUGAGCCGCUGGCAGGGCCUGAGCUGGAUGAAAUGCUCCGAGAAGUGGACCUCAAUGGGGACGGCACCGUAGACUUUGACGAGUUCGUGAUGAUGCUCUCCACGCAUUGAGGUUCCGGGAGGGUCAAUCUGCUGCCUCUGGGGCCCAGAUACCAGCGGAUCCAGGCUGCACACCGUCCCCAAAGGCUCCAGGGUGGAAGAGACCCAGCAGCAUCCAGAUUUCCACCCUGAUAACAUCUGAUUCAACAGUUUGCCUGUCAUCCUCACCUCUAGCCUAUGCAAGUUGCCUGGAGAAAAUCUGCUCUCAACACUCUCCAGUGUGAAUGAGGUUUGGAUCUCUCCAGACUCUACAGAGGUAGGGAAAACACACCAGGAAGGUUUCAAAAAUAACCUAG
Tupaia belangeri chinensis (Chinese tree shrew) is the source of this 1121-nucleotide messenger RNA. RefSeq names its product calcium binding protein 4 (gene CABP4). Gene Ontology annotation, cellular component: cytoplasm. The record is from RefSeq and is a predicted model, not a curated record. The coding region runs from base 1 to 837 and encodes 278 amino acids. The transcript has 6 exons. Lineage: Eukaryota; Metazoa; Chordata; Mammalia; Scandentia; Tupaiidae. Gene Ontology annotation, molecular function: calcium ion binding; calcium channel regulator activity. Gene Ontology annotation, biological process: visual perception.